Molecule: messenger RNA, 1453 nt
Organism: Gadus macrocephalus (Pacific cod)
Lineage: Eukaryota; Metazoa; Chordata; Actinopteri; Gadiformes; Gadidae
Gene: snx10a
Product: sorting nexin 10a
Exons: 10
Coding region: 444-1259 (271 amino acids)
Biological process (GO): intracellular protein transport
Molecular function (GO): phosphatidylinositol binding
Source: RefSeq, a predicted model, not a curated record
AAUGCACAGAAAGAGCCCAUGACCUGGUCCACUGUAUGUAAAUAAGCAGACCUUACACUCGUGGAUUGCUGAGAACAUUGGUGGAAACAUAUCAGGGUUCAAUUCAAGCGAUUUCAGCACUUGGAAUAACUUUCUUUUGGAAUAACUUCGGAUCCCCGAAGAAACUGCUCCUCCUCUUUCCAGCUGAUACGAUUUAGCAUUCGCAAGCAAUCACAUCAACAGGCAAGGGGACGUGAGUUGAGUUUGGGCGGUUGUGCCAAGCACGUGCAUUUUAACCGAUGUGCCUCUGAACAGCAGAACUCUGAGGGUUUUGAGCUUCAUCAAAUGUUCAGUUGAGGUUUGGGCCUCAUCCCUGUGUGCUCUGAGUCUAACUUAUCUCAUACAUCACUGGACCGAAGUAAGACUGCUUCGUUCUGAGGUAACUGUGGGCCUUAGUUCGACCAAUGACCAGCCGACGUCUACAUUGUGAGCAGGUUCUCCACAGGGAAACUAUUUCGACUGGCGAGAGCUGCGGUCCACCUGCUGCGUUUCAAACUGCGGGUUGCAUUAUCGUCUGCAAACGGUUGCAGGUAUCUCUUCCCAUUAUGGACAAUGCAUUGGACAGUCUCAUUAAAACGGAAUUCAUAAACGUUGGUGUUGGGGAUCCCAGGUUCCAUCGUGAUGACUUCUGGCACACGCACACAGACUAUGAGAUAUGUCUACACACCAAUAGCAUGUGUUUUAGGAAGAAGGCUUCUUGUGUCAGGAGGCGGUACAGUGAGUUUGUGUGGCUGCGCCACUGUCUGCAGCAGAAUGCUCUGAUCAUAGAGUUGCCCAAGCUUCCCCCGUGGAAUCCCUUCUUCAGCAUGACCAACAAGGAGCAAGUCACCCAGAGGAUGAAGGGCCUUCAGGAGUUCUUGGAAAUUGUGCUGGAGACGCCCCUGCUGCUGUCCGACAGCCACCUCCACCUCUUCCUCCAGUCGGAGCUCAGCGUCCCCAGGAUCGAGAGGUGUGCCCGGGGCGAGACGCGCUACUCUGUGGCCGAGGCCAUCCAGCGCUCCAGCGGCUGCCUCAUCUCCUCCAGCUUUCCCCUGGACUCCACGGGCAAGGGGUACUGCGACUCAGACUGUGAAAGCAGUGCCUCAUCAGGCUUGGGAUUAAGUGGCGACGUCCACUCGAGAUGCGUCGGUCUCUCCUGCCUGGAGUCUUCCUGCGGAGACCAUGAGUUGUUCUGCACCCUCUCUCGUUCGCCCUCGGAAGAAAAAAGCACGCAUUCUUAAGUUUUACUCGCUGAUUUGGUGUUUGAACUAAUUGUUUCCCCCCCCAACCAAUUGUUAUCUAUUUCAGUCUCUUCCCCUACUUUUGUUCUUAACAGUGCGUUUGUUUCAAUGCAGUCAGCGUAGUUGCCGACUGGGUCUUGUAACGUUCUGUCUAAAGGAAUUAGACCAGUACUUUGUCCCUGUAAAAUAUUUUU